UCAUUGCACCUGCUCAUGUAUGCUGAAAUUAAAGUCGAAAACAGUUUCUGUCGAGCAGCCGAACAAGUUGCCGGUGUUUUGUUCUUUUGUGCGCGUUUCACGAAAAUGGCCCCAAUAACCCUCUACACGACGCGUCGCACUCCUGCCGGUAGAGCCGUGGAGAUUACGGCUAAAAUGAUUGGUGUGGAACUGGAGGUAAAAUUUACGGAUCUCACAAAGAAGGAGCAUCUAACUGAGGAAUUCCUGAAGCUCAAUCCGAUGCACACUGUCCCAACGAUUGUCGACGAUGGUGUGGCUCUCUACGACAGUCACGCUAUCAUUAUCUAUUUGGUGUCCAAAUACGCUAAAGAGGAUAAUUUAUACCCCAAAGACCUGGUGACCCAAGCACAUAUCAACGCUUUGCUGCACUUCGAAUCGGGGGUUUUAUUUGCACGACUUCGGGGAACGCUGGAGCCAAUCUUCUAUCAGGGCUGCGGAGAGGUUCCCACAGAGAAACUGAAUGCCAUUCAUGGUGCAUAUGACCUGCUGGAAGGUGCAUUGCAACAGUCGGAUUAUUUGGUUGGUAUCUCACUAACACUGGCCGAUAUAAGUGUCAGUACCUCACUUGCGACUCUGCACGCGCUAUUCCCUGUCGAUGCGCAAAAAUGUCCAAAACUGGUUGCAUACAUCAAAAGACUGGAGCAAAACAUCCCCGACUAUGCUGAGUACAACUCUGCUCGGGCUGAUGAGGCCAACGCUUUCUUCAAGCAAAAGCUGGAGGAGAACAAAAAGAAAUGAAGGAAUUUGAGAUAAGAUUUUCUGAAUAAAGUAAUCAAAUGAGGUGCACUGUU
Molecule: messenger RNA, 830 nt
Organism: Toxorhynchites rutilus septentrionalis
Lineage: Eukaryota; Metazoa; Arthropoda; Insecta; Diptera; Culicidae
Product: glutathione S-transferase 1-like
Exons: 3
Coding region: 16-777 (253 amino acids)
Biological process (GO): glutathione metabolic process
Molecular function (GO): glutathione transferase activity
Source: RefSeq, a predicted model, not a curated record